AUGCGUGGGCAAGCAUUUAUUGUGUUUAGAGAAAUACAAAGUGCAACAGCAGCUAUGAGAGGACUUAAUGGAUUCAAUUUCUAUGAUAAACCAAUGCACAUAGAAUAUGCAAAAGGUAAAUCAGAUGCUGUUGCAAAACUUGACGGAACAUGGAAAAAGCCAGGGACCAUUUCUUCUACUCAACGUUCACAAACAGUAACAGGUCAAUUAGGUGUAUCACCUGCACAAAAAAGACAACGUGAAGAAGAAGAACCUAAAACACAACAAUCCGAAAUUGAGUCACCUAAUAGAAUUUUAUACAUACAAAAUUUACCACCAGAUGUUACUGAUGAAAUGUUAAGUUUCUUAUUUCAACAAUAUCCUGGUUUCAAAGAAGUACGUCUUGUGCCUGGAAAAUCAGAUAUUGCAUUUCUAGAAUAUGAGGCAGAUCAUCAAGCGGCAGUGGCUAAAGAUGUGUUAAAUGGAUUCAAGAUUACACAUGAUAAAGAAAUGAAG
This is a messenger RNA of Entrophospora sp. SA101, 495 nucleotides long. The record is from the annotation of a GenBank genome assembly. NCBI's taxonomy places the organism in Eukaryota, Fungi, Glomeromycota, Glomeromycetes, Entrophosporales, Entrophosporaceae.